Labrus bergylta (ballan wrasse) is the source of this 3761-nucleotide messenger RNA. It is a transcript of the gene ccdc142, whose product is annotated as coiled-coil domain containing 142. NCBI's taxonomy places the organism in Eukaryota, Metazoa, Chordata, Actinopteri, Labriformes, Labridae. The record is from RefSeq and is a predicted model, not a curated record.
AUUUAAAAUGUUCUGCUUCUCCUGCUUCCUCAUGACGCCUCCUCUGUUUUUCACAGUCAAAGGUUUUCCAUAGCAACGGUGACGCUCUCUCCUGAUUGGCGGCAGCUCCUUCCUGUGUUUACCUGGUGGCAGCUAGCAGAAGCUAUUUUAAACCUCACAGUGUCCGUGAGCAGUGGAUUAACAGGUGCCAAUUAGAGCACGCAUGACUCCAUAACAAGGCCUUUGUCCUUCCGUGGCCGUUUUAUUGAAGAAACCUGAUGUAGAUGAGGAGUUUUAACGGGUUAAAGAGCCGUUGGUCGCUGCUAACGUGAGCUAACGUUCAGCUAACAGAGUGGAUGUGAUGCUAACAGCAUAUCAUUGAAGAAUAACUUCAGGUGUUUAGGACUGGUCUGAUGUUGUGUCGUCAGGAUGAAGCAGAGAUGGAGGUCUGGACAUCGUGUCUCGUGCUGACUCUGCUUCUUCAUGAGAGAUGGAUCACAACAACACAGAGCUACUGAGAGACCCCGGAGGAGAGCACGGACUAACAGACCGGGUGACGCCCGAGUCCUUCAGUCCAGAAAAGGAGCAGAGGAGAAACUGCUCGGUGACGGAGGAUCUGAACUCGGACGGGUCGUGGUCUCAGAGCUCCAUCUCCCGCUCCCUGCAGCGGGCGGAGUCGUUACUCCGGAGCACCUUUAACCCGAGUCUUAAGUGGCUGUUUCAGGUUCGCAGUCAGGAUGACGAGGACGAGGGAAACUUUGUUGUCGCACACAACCUGGUGUCCCGCUCGUCUGCACGCCUCCUAAGGCUGCAGCAAGCUCUGCUCAAUGUGGCCCCCCAGUGGCAGCCUGUGGGAGGGGUACCGACAGGAUCUGCACAGGUGUGUGUUAAAGGUCCCCCAGGUGAGGGCGGGCUGCUCCUACAGGCCUCCUCCCCCUCCCUGCAGGAGGACUACCUGGCUCUGAGGAGGCUGCAGGGGCAGCGCUCUUUGCUGCUCUUCGUCCACGAGUUCAGCAGGAGAGCUCACCUGGCAGCUGCAUUCAUAUCAAGAGUCACACACCUGCAGCUGGCUCAGACCCAGUGUAGCUGGUCGUCCUUCCGACCCUGUCUUGUCUCUCUGGUUCAGGAGUUGCGGGUCCAUCUGAGUCACUGGUCGAGUCUGUUCUCUAAGGUUCGGUCAGACCCGGACCUGAGACUCGUGGUGGUGCAGCAGACGCGUCUCCUGGAGGCGGUGCGUAGGAGUCUGGACCUGCUGGCUCUCCAGGCUUUGGUCCUGAUGGAGCGGUUAGUGUUCCUGGUUCUGAGUGCCGUGGUCCGGUCUGACCUGGACUCUGUACCCAAAGAGGUCCUGGAGGAUGUGUUAGGAGGUGCUGAUCUGUAUAACCAGGCUGUGGGGGAGCAGAGAGUCCAGCACAACGCCACCCAACUGAGGACUGCAGUAAUACAUCAGGCCCAAACCCCCACUCUGGGUCCUGGUCUUCCUCCAAGCAGGGGGCGUCACCCUGCAGGUGUGGGGGUCAAAGAGUUGAUGCUUCUGUUAGCGGAGCGUCAUGCAGAGCGGGCGACUCGACACCUGCUGAACACCUGGACCUGUGAGCAGGUGUGUCAGGUCCACAGGAUCCAAACAGGUCCUGACCCCCCUGAUCAGGGGGUCCACUGUGGGACCAGGACUCUGAGGGCUGAUUGGACCUGGGAGCAGCUUCAGCACACUCACCUUGCAGCCUACAUUACCCAUCAGCCCUCUCUGCAGCCCUCUCCUCCACACACCUCCUCUCUAAAACCUCCUCCAGACCUUCACCUGGACCAGGAGAAUCAGCACCAGGUAUCCAAGAAGACCUCAGUCUCCGUGGAGCUUCUGGUUCAGCUGCUGGUCUCCUCAGGUAAGCUGCUGGCUCCUCUGACAUCACAAAUACCUGAACACCUGAGUCUGGAUACAGGAUCAGAGGAGAGACCACCUCAGGGGAGGACUUUACCUGCUCAGGUCGGCAGUCCAGAGCCUGGGGAGUCCAGUAGACCUCGGUCAGACUUGAUCCAGUACCAGCAACCAGAGAACAAACCAGCACCAGAGACCAAGAACAGCUCAGGUGCUGGGAUAGAUGCAGACACAAACCCAGAGGUGGAGCCUGCUGAGCGGCCUGGUUGUCUGCGCUGGUCCCCGUCCGUGCAAUGGUUGGACCUGGGUCAGUCUGAGCUGUUUGCUGAGGUGUUGGGACAGUAUCGCACCCUGUUGGUGACUCUGUGCAGCAGAGCUCUGUGGCUGCAGCUGAUAGCCCCCCCACUACCAAACUCUGCAGGAAGCAUCAACCUCCAGGACACCCCCACCAGGAUUAGCAUGCUGAGCAGAGUCCAACAAGCUGCAGAGACAGAUUUGCUUCCAAAGGACCUCAGGACCAUGCUGGAGGGAUUCAGUCUGUAUCUGUUGGCCUUCACUGCACAUGCUCAGUGGGACUAUGAGGUGUGCAGGAGUUUAGGCUCCGCCCUGAAGGACAAGUGUCUCACAGGAGUGAACCACCAUUUGGCCUGUGAGCAGAACAGAGGUGUGAUGGUGUCACCCACCAUGAAGCACUUCCUGUGUCUGCCCCCUCCUCUGAUGUCAUCACUGAGCAGCUGUCAAUCAAACAGCAGGAGCUCAGGUAACAACACACCUUCAGGUCCUCUAAGCCUCUCCCCCUACAGGCUCUCUCUGCACAGACACACUGUUAGCUUAGCAUUAGCCACAAUGCAGCUGUCCACAAACUGGGUCAUGUCCAAGUCUUACCAGUUCCUGUCGUCAUGGAGCCUCAACAAGUUCCUGCUCGUCACCCAGGGAGACCUCAAAGUUCUCACAGAGACUUUAGAGCUGAUGCUUGGUCAGUUUCAGUCCCUGAUGAAGACCCACAACAGUCAGUCUGCUCUUCAUCACCAUCAUCAUCAGCUCCUGCUGAGGAAACAACUCAGAGAUCUGAUCUCAGCCGUGUCUAAGCUGCAGACGUUCUCCGCAGUGGUUCUGAAGACAUUCUCUAAAGACUGUAAGAGGAUGUCGGGGGAGAUCUUUGAACAGAUGAUGCCUGCUGCUGUUCAUUGGAGACUUCACCUCAGGACAGGUUUUCCCAGCAGUCCCAGUGACUACACCUCAAUGGCAGCUCAAGCUGUGAUUGGUCAGGUGUUGGAGGGCGUGGCUCCGCUGUCUGAUGACGCUCGUGUGCAGGCUCUGAGCAUCACCAUGACGGCGUUCAUGGAGGCGUGGAUGGAGCACAUCCUCAGACACAGGAUCAAGUUCAGUGUGCAGGGAGCUCUGCAGCUGAAGCAGGACUUUGACUCCAUCAGAGAAAUGAUCCAAUCAGAGCAGUACGGACUGUCAGCUGAUCUCCACCACAGGCUGCUCAGUCUCAGGGUCUUUCAGCAGGUGGACUCUGCUGUGGUGUGUCUGCUGCAGCAGCCUCAAGCUAAGCCAUACCUGCAGUCGAGAGCGUGGGAGCCGUUCACACACUGCUGUCCAGCUCACGGCAGCAGAGACAGCAUUGACUCAGUGGUGGGCAACAGUAUAACUAACCUCAGAUGUAUGGAGGGGGAGGAGCUAAAUGACCCCACUGUGGUGACCUCAGACCUCCCUGCUGUGGACCCCUCCACCCCCGGAGAGCCCUACCUGGCCCCCAGUGCAGCUCUAGGUUCUGCCCAGCAGGACUGGUUGGACCUGAGGAUCCACAGCACUGCCCGACGCUGGAGACUACCAGGAUUACACUGUCUGUCCAAGUCUGAACCCUGAACCACUACAGACCUUCAGAGACAUCCAUAGACCUUCA